AACCUGCAUCUGGAUUGUCUAUAGGGUAGUUUGGUUCGUAUUCAAAGCACACAUUAGACUGGAGUAUCACUGGCACGAACUCUGGACCUCAGUCAUUGGGGUACUCGGAUUUCUCUCUUCCAAACUGGAUAAUCUGGCCACAACUGGUGGGAUUGAACAGCUUUGUCGAGCAACCAUCCUGCUGCUUGAUUUUUGUCUCGCCAAGUGUCAGUUAUUCUUGCCGACACCUCAAGCGAUCCAUCAAUUUGUGUAUGAGCUGGUGCGAUCUGCGCCUGUUCUUGAGGCUCAAUUGGCUCUGCUCC
Messenger RNA from Mycena citricolor, 302 nucleotides. The record is from the annotation of a GenBank genome assembly. NCBI's taxonomy places the organism in Eukaryota, Fungi, Basidiomycota, Agaricomycetes, Agaricales, Mycenaceae.